UAAGUUUUUAUUUGUUUAGUUAAAAGCGCCGAGUGACUCCGAAAGCCAUGACCCAAGUGUCAAUGACUUUCCACUCUUUUUUUCCAAUCGUUUCUUUACUUAUUGAUGUUAAGGGUUAAAAUGAUAGAGCAUAGCUUUUGCACGGCAUCUGUGGUGACUAUGUUUCUUAUCUGCUAGACAGAAGUGAAAAAUUAUCACGAAACUUAACAUGAAACUCUCAGGACGUUCAGCCUUUAGACAGAGGAUUAUCAAAUAGAAGGAGGCCUAUCGAAUGAUGUUACCCAGACAUUGUUUCCAUCUCACCCGCACGAACUCGAUUUGUAUCAAAAUGAGUUUUUCUCAUCGGUGAAACAAUUAAAAUAGGGUAAUGAACUCCGACCCGUGUUAACUGACGAGAACUGUAUGCGACUAUGUGUUAACAUAUGAAGGGCAUCGGUGCAUCAUUUCCAAAUUGCACUUGUAAAUAAUUUAUAAAGAUUCUGUUAAGCCGAUGAUGUGUAUUUUGCAACUGAACCAAAUUGUCGCCGAAGCAUGAUAAACCAUGACCAUGAGCUUAUUAUAAUCAGUUGAUUUUUCAUCCAAGGCAAUACCAUCGCCUUAAACUGAAUCUUUCCAUCAACUUGAAUCUUGGGACUAGCUUUGAAGAGUGCGGCCCAAUAUGGCAACCAGACAUGGGUGCAUGGUAAAAGUACUAAAAAAAUCCUCAGAGUGUCUGAGUACUAACAAAGCACUUGUCAUACUCAUUCUCGUAUUCUUAAUUUUGAAACCUCGCCUUUGAUGGAAUUUCAGUCUGAAAGUCUGACCCAAGCCCUGACCUAAGGGGCGCCGGGCUGUUGUGCAACCAGACUGCUCUCAGUAGCUAGGUAACCUGUCUUAUUUUAACAACGGUUUCUGUAAUAUCAACCAAUACUAUCGGCUUUCAACUAUGACCUCUCAGCUCAGUUACACAGUACUACAGUUUGAUCAGUUCCGUCGGCCCGACAAAAGAUUCCAAAGUUCAAAAUAUAGAUUGUAAAACCCCUCUUACAGUAUUAUACCCCUGUCCAAUUCUCAGAACUGAAUACCAAUUCUCAGAAGAUGAAUACUGUUGGCAAAGCUUGCUAUCAGUAUUCAUAUUCAAUUCAUUAUCUAUUACUUUUAUGUAUACGUAAUGUUUGAAAAGCUUACUCUUGCACUCUGCGAUGUCACGAACAGUUUGUUCGCAUCAGAUCGAAUCUUUGAUCAAUAUCUUCAAUUGGACUUCCUGGUAUUUCCUUUAUUUUAUGUGUGAAACGUUUGAAAACGUUACUCUAGCGUUCUUGCGAUGUCUGAACAGUUUGUUCGCAUCAGAAUUUUGAUUAUCAUCUUGGGCCCUCCAGGUAUUUAAUUUCUUUCGUGUGUAAGCGGUUUGAAAAAGUUUGUUCGCAUCAGAGUUGUUUGAAAAUAUCGUAAUCUCAUUCCGCGAUCUUAAAUAUGUGACAAUAAAGGAAACUGCUGUAAUAGUUCGAUUACUUAAAGUCUCUUUCUAAUCAUAAGCGCCCGUUGAUUAAGUUUGAAAGCGUUUUGCACUAGUAGUUUUAGUGGUUUAGUGUUCAGUUAAAUCAAUAAGGCAGCUUUAAAGUAACUUUAAGUUCAUGGUGUUUGUAGUCUGAGUACUUCUGAGAUGACAGCGUGCGUGCAGUAAGCGUCUACGCCUUCUCUUGAACUGCUGAAGUCUGUAAGCGGCGGGGUAUAGAGUUAAGUUGAGUCAAUAGGGAAUUAAUUAAUAACGUCACUGAUUUUUUUCCAUGCAUAAGCAUUUAUACGUGAAAAAAUGCAGUAAUCUGAACGUAAUUUUUCCACUUUCAUUAAAAUCUUCAUACAUCUAAAGAUGAAAGAGUGUGCGCAAAGACUUGCAUGUUUCUUUGCAUGCAAGCGCCAUUGCCCCAGCUGCAUGCUGAUCAUGUGCCAUUUUCAGGAGGCUCCCAAGAUGGCCACCGCAAGUUUGAAGGCAUUUUUUUUCCACGAUCAAUUUCAUUUAAUUCCUUCCAAAACUCAUUAGGUAACACUUUCGUCAGUAAAAAUAUCCGACUUUGCUUGAACUUUGCUUGAAAGUUUAAAAAAAGCCGUGUGGGCGCAUUCAAUCAUGGCGACAUUUGAGUUCGCAGCUGGGGAGAAGUUAGCUCAGCCGAGUAGAUAUCAAAGGAAUUUAUCUCCAAAACAAACCACUGUGUCGAUACUGUAGAAUCGAAUAAAGAUUACUGUUGUCACUAAUAUGCGAGAAGAACAGCUUUGCAUGAUGAAUAGUUUAGAUUUCUGUGACGUCAGAUUUCAAGGGCCAAUUCAUGAUAAGUUUUCAUGUUCCUGAUGACAUUUCUUUCGGUUGACUUAGCACCACUUUCCUAGGGCACAUCGCAGCGGUCAAUAUUGAUCAAACAUGAUUCCUUGCCGCACAGAUCAGGGCAAAUAACUGACCACGGCCUUCAUCAAAAAUCUGGAAACUCAAAGAUGAAGUAACAACGCAGCCCUUUUGCAGGUAAACUUCUGAGGAAUACUAGAGCGAAUUUGGACAGUUUAAAGCUUCGGAAGGGUUAGAUUUUUAGAAGUAAAGAUAAAGAAACAAUCACCUUGACUACCUUUACGUUUGAACUUUAGUAGCCAAACGCAUUGGCGGUUUGUCGUCGAUAACGCAGAAUUGCCAUUUUGAAGAAAAUAACACCCGGAAGGUUCAAGGAAAUUAAUUUCAUUUUAAGCCUAAAUCCAGCAGACGGAGAGUUUUGUUCCGUGACUUUAAAUCCGACGAGUUCCGCUGCCGCGAGCUAUGGUUGUUUGUGAUUAAGGUAACAGUUUCUUGGAAAUAUGGCUGUUACGCCUUUCGGAUUGCUCCUCGGUUUGGUUCUUCUUGUUUACGUCCCUUCGCCUACCACCGGAGAAGUCAAGCUUGGUCUCCUAAUACCGUUUAAGGAGACUGCUUCACUUGGUAACUCGUAUCAUCGCGGUGAGUUCUAUGCCUCGGCCAUGAGUAUCGCCGUAGAUGACAUAAACCGAAGGCCGGACCUGCUACCUGGUCAAAAUGUUACAUUCAUGUGGAACGAUACCCGCUGCGAAGAGUUUCAGACACUACAAUCGAUCGUUUGGCAACUGAAUGAAGGCGUUACGGCAUUUAUCGGCCCGGGAUGUAGUUGUAACACGUCCGCUAGGAUGGCAGCGUCGUUUAACAAGACCAUGAUAUCGUAUAUGUGCAGCAACCCCGAGGUCUCAUACAAGAAGCUAUACCCGACCUUCAUCCGCACGUUCGCUAUUGACACUAAACUCACACCGAGUCUACUUUCACUCCUCAAAUAUUUUAACUGGAAAAGGGUGGCAAUCAUUUACGAGAACGUAACGAAAUGGAUUGAAAUGAAGAAUAACAUGGUGAAACGCUUGAGAGCCAAGGGAAUAACUGUGUCACAAGAGCUUUUAUCACAUCCUGCGGCACUCUACAGACCACGAAACCACACCGAUUUUUUCAGGGACAUCUUUAGAAAGAUUAAACAGGAAGCUCGAAUUGUAGUUUUUGUGUCCUCCUUCUACAUGGCAAGGGAAGGAAUGCUUCACGCCUACGACGAGGGAAUGACAGAUGGUGAUUACGCUUUCAUCAUGUUUGUACUGGAUCAAAGUGAGAUGUCGCUUUACACUAAACUGACCUUUAAAUGGUUUUUCAGUAGCUACAAAACAUCUCUAAAUCGUUAUCAUCACGUGAAAAAGGCUUUCGAAGCAGCCUUUGUGUUAGCUAUCAAAAGUCCUUCAUCCAAAAGCUACCCCAACUUUACAGCAGAGUUGAAAAAGCGGUCGCGUGAUCCUCCCUUCCACAGCAAAGUGUACGAAGGCUACCUGUGGAACCAAAAUUCCAAGUUUCCUGCUAACAAAACUGAACCACCAAUUUAUGGAGCUUAUCUUUACGAUGCUGUAUACCAGUUUGCGGUUGCUCUCAACAAAACAAUGGCAAAGAAUCAGUCUGUCACAGGGAAAAUCAUUGCAGAGAAUCUACAAGAUAUUCAAUAUGACAGUAUUCUCGGUUACAAGAUUCAUUUUGACGCGAAUGGAGAUGCAGAGUUUAACUUGACUCUGUUGGACAUGCAGGCAAUACCGGACAAAUUGGAUGACCACGAGAUGGUUCCUGUUGGAGAUUUCCAAAUCACGUUUGACAAUGAAACUAGCGAAGGAGAGCAGGUUUUCAUCCGAUGGCCUAAUGUGACGAUACAAUGGCCUGGCGGACGAACCGGUCCUCCACGGGACUCCCCUGAAUGUGGUUUCCAUGGAGAACUUUGUAUCGAACCCAAGGGAGAAGAUGUAAAGACCAAAAUCAUCGCAGGAGUGUCGGGAGCACUCGCUCUCUUAUCCUUGCUACUGCUUCUUAAUAUCUACAGACAAUACAGGUUGGAACGGGAACUAAAGAGUCUACUUUGGAAGAUUGACUACAAUGAUAUUUGUUUUGAGAAGAAAAGGAACUCCCUCACCUCUUUGGGAAGCUGUGCGAGCCAUUGCAGAAGUGCCCUACAAGGCUACAGUACGUUAGAUAUGAAAGAGAACGAUCCUGAUAUGUUCGAGCCUCUUCUUGAAGACGAGGAUGAGGUUAUGAAAUACACGGCCGUUGCAGUCUACAAGGGAAACCUUGUAGCGGUCAAACGGCUUGCUAAGAAAAGUAUAGAUCUAACUCGAACCGUGUUAAUGGAACUCAAACAGAUGCGAGACCUGAGGCAUGAUAACCUGAACCCGUUUAUUGGUGCCUGUGUGGACUCGCCAAACAUCUGUAUUAUUUCACAGUACUGCUCCAAAGGAAGUCUUCAAGAUAUUUUGGAAAACGAGGAUGUUAAAUUGGAUCACAUGUUCAUUGCUUCCCUGGUGUCGGAUAUAGUGAAGGGUAUGUGUUAUAUCCAGAGCACAGACAUCAAGUCGCACGGGGAUCUCAAGUCUCCUAACUGCCUUGUGGACAGCCGCUGGGUGCUUAAAAUUGCAGAUUACGGGCUCCCUACCUUUAAAGAAAAACAAAGAAAGACAUAUCCGUCAGAAUAUGCGUAUUACAGAGACCUUCUAUGGGUUGCACCCGAGAUUCUACGUCUCCCAAAUCGUCCUGCUAGAGGUACCCAGAAAGGUGACGUUUACAGCUUUGCAAUCAUCUUGCAAGAGUUUCACACGCGGGAAGGUCCCUACAGCUCAAGCUACAUGGAUCCAAAGGAAAUUGUGAGCAGAGUACAGAACGGUGAAUUCCCACCAUUUCGUCCGACCGUGUCAGAGCUGAUUACUGGAGUUGAAGAAAUCCGGGAACUGAUGAAACAAUGUUGGGAAGAGAGUCCGGACUUACGCCCAGACUUCCACGAGAUAAAGAAGAUUGUGAACAAAAUUUUAACCAACAAUGGAAUGAAAACAAACAUUUUCGACAAUGUGGUUUACAUGAUGGAAAAGUAUGCCGAUAACCUGGAAGAGCUGGUCAUUGAAAGAACCGGUCAACUGAUCGAGGAGAAGAAGAAGACUGACGCACUGUUAGAAAGAAUGUUACCAAGACCCGUUGCAGAGCAGCUUAAGAGAGGCAAGGCAGUAGAGGCCGAAAGUUUCCACGAAGUUUCCAUUUAUUUCAGCGACAUUGUUGGAUUCACCGAACUUUCCGCAGAAAGUACUCCACUUCAGGUUGUCACUCUGUUAAAUGAUUUGUACACUUUAUUUGAUGACAUCAUAAGUGAAUAUGAUGUUUACAAGUGCGCUCCUUCUGCCCGGCAGGUGGAGACAAUUGGUGACGCAUACAUGGUAGUAUCAGGAUUACCUAUCAGGAAUGGACAUCAGCACGCGGGAGAGAUAGCGCGCAUGGCGCUGCAUCUGGUCGAAGCUGUGAAGAAAGACUUUGUGGUUCGCCACAAAAGUGAACACAAACUUAAGCUUCGCGUUGGAAUUCACAGUGGUCCUGUGGUAGCUGGCGUUGUUGGGAUAACCAUGCCUCGUUACUGUUUAUUUGGUGACACAGUCAACACUGCCUCUAGAAUGGAAUCAAAUGGAGAAGCUCUAAGAAUACACAUCAGUGAAGUGACAAAAAGAAUACUGGAAGCUUUGGGAGGCUUUAAUGUUGAAAACAGAGGCGAGGUAUACUUGAAGGGAAAAGGGAACGUUACAACAUAUUGGUUGUUAGAUGCAGUUCAGAAACCAGUCCACAAACCUCGCCGCCCGCCUCGAGUACCAAAUGGUAUCCCUUCGGAUUCACCCCUCCUUUCUCUUCCUGGAUUUAAGAGUACCCUGGCGGGAUCUUCCUCAUCCUUGGGAUUAAGACGCUCCCCGUCUCUACGCCGGAGUCAGUUCCGCGGCUCUCAGGGAUCUCCGGUUCUUAAAAGAUGGCAGAAAAUCGAGGAUCCCCCUAGGAAUUCUCCUAGAGACAGCUUUAUCAGGACCAGUGUUAAAGACCAGCAGACUAUUGUAUGAAUGGUUAUCUCAUAACACCCAAGGUCAGCUUCAAAACUCUCCUUGCAUCUUUGUAGAAAUUUCUUACUAUUCCUGAUCAGGUCAAAAUUCUCAUAAACUACCCACCUCGGUUUGCCUCACAAAGGUGACCAGAAAUUAGGAACUAAAUCACUGUCAGUUACUUUACGUCAAACUGUAACAAAUGACUUUCAAGUGAAAGUGGCAUGACAACCGAAGAAGCUAGUUACGGAUCUAUCUCGAUAACCAAACGUUGUUCCAAGCAAUUGAUGAUCCCCCGCAGGAACCGUACCUAGGAGAGAUCAGCUCGCAACUCUGGCUUCAGUUUUAAUGUCCCAGCCGCAACUUAAAGAUAACAUGCAGUAUAACUGACACUGAUUUGCAAAACAGGCACUAACCGUCACUGGUCUAAGAGAAACAGGGAAAGAAAUAAGGGGCGGCGAUUGAUCGCCACGGUAACCCAGUCUACCAGUUGAGGCAGUAAUCUACCUGUUGGAGCAUACACUAAGGCCCGUUGUCGUCAAUUUAGAGGCCAUUGUUCUGUCACUUGAAAUGAUCCUAAACAUAUCCCUAUGCGUCCGAAGAGUCUAAAAUGUUGGACCCUGCCAACAAGAGUUAUUAAGCCAUGAUCGUUCACCACCAUUACCUGAAAGUACUUAGGAGAAUAGUAGUUGAAUUUAAUUCUUGCUUUUCGCAGUGCAAAUUCAAAUUCUCAUUUGAUUCCUUCAAGACUCUUAAAAUUUUAACUAUUCCCCCUAUUGAAGAGUUUGUCAGUCUGCGAAAAUAUGUUUUAUUUACUGUGAAAAGAGGGAGAAUUUCCAUCGUAGAUAUAAGGUAGCACAGACAAAGUACAGGGAAAUGAACUUGAUAAUUUUCAGGUAAGGAACGUAUUUUGGAGACCGG
Molecule: messenger RNA, 7305 nt
Organism: Orbicella faveolata
Lineage: Eukaryota; Metazoa; Cnidaria; Anthozoa; Scleractinia; Merulinidae
Product: atrial natriuretic peptide receptor 1-like
Biological process (GO): receptor guanylyl cyclase signaling pathway; protein phosphorylation; intracellular signal transduction
Cellular component (GO): plasma membrane
Molecular function (GO): adenylate cyclase activity; ATP binding; protein kinase activity
Source: RefSeq, a predicted model, not a curated record